GCCAUGUCAGCCUCCGGGAGGCUCGAAGGACUGGCACUACCGUGGGAGUCCGGGGCCUUGGCAUUGGUUUUCGGAAGCACACCUCUAGUCUCUGAACCCAUGCUUGCGGCAGAGGGUGCUUCAGACUUCAGAGUGAUGCCUGUGCAAUCUUCGGUGUCUUCGACGAGUGCUGGCAUGCCGAGCGUGUGCCCUGACUCCGUUCUCAGCUUCACGGCUAAGCCUUUCAGUCGUGGCAGACUCCUUGAAGAGGAGAGGUGGGAGCUCGUGUACACGGGGUGGCUUCAGAUUCUGCAGGCACACUCAGGUGGGAGCGAGAUCGCCGACAUCUUAGAAGAAGCGCAGGAGGAACAAGCUAAGGUAGCUUGUGUCCGACAGCUCUUUGGGGGCAAGGCUUUGACCACUUUAGAAAAGCGCUUGAGGCAGGUUCGGCACUACCUCAAGUGGGCCCAUGAGACCGGUGCGGAAGCUUUCCCCAUCGGGAACCAUCAGGUGCGAAUGUACAUCAAACAGCUCUUGAAGGACAACGCGCCGCCUAGCAAAGUACUCGGAGCAUGCGAAAUAGUCAAUUUUCUGGCUUAUGUCGUAGGCCUGCCCGUUGCCGUCACGGCCACCAAGACUCCAUGGGUCAAAGGAGUCAUGCGGCAGUCCAGGUCCGAGAAAGGUGCCCCGAAGCAGGCCCGUGCCCUUACGACCGUAGAAGUGGCCCUGCUGGAGUCAAUGUUGAGGAACGAAGACGUUCACGUGCAGGCGCGUUGCUACCCGUGCCUCGGGGCGACAGUUGGUGCAAGGAGCCGUGCUCCACUGGAGAUGCGGCGUGCUGGCUGCGAGCUCUUCUUCGCAAGGCUACGGGCGAGGUUUUACCCGGACAUGUCACGCUCGGGUUACCUGGCUGUGGACGAGAGACAAGACAGGCCGGGCGAAUCAUUCAAUGGAGAUGAUGACUCGGAGCCAAGGCUUGACGAUCUCUUCCACUACGACUCGGAGGCUGCCCUGAGGGCCCGUGCAAGGGACCAUGGCAUUCCCGACGAGGUGGUCGAUGCCAUGGUAGGGCGGAACAUCACCUCUUUGAACCGAGUAGCCUUUGCCUUGACCCAGCCCGGCACGAGCCCCGAUGAAUCGGACUUGCGUGCAUUUGUAACGUUGCCCGCCGGAGAUCCCAACCUUGUUAGUCAAGGCCUGCUGGCGGCGGCUAGGCGGUUGGUUUUUGAGGCCCAAACUUUACAUGUUGCGCAGCUUAAGCAGCAAGUCGAGGGUUCGGAUGCCAAGCCCAAAGAAUUGCCUGCUGAAGAGAGGCGCUAUCGUCUGUCAGCACAGGAGCGCCGCUUGAGCGGCAUGGUCUUGCGCGGGCCUCUUGAGGUUGCUUACUCUGCAUAUGACAUUGUAGUCAAGAUGUUGGCCGACGACCACAUAACUUAUCUCGCUCCUCACCGCUUUUCCACCCGCAUGUUGGAAGUGCAGCAAGAUCGGCCCUCAAAAUCCAUUGUCAUUGAUGCAACGCAGCACCUGCAGGUGAAAGACACGGCCUCGCAAAAGCCUCAGGUGGACCUGCCCGACGCACUGUCGCUGACACAAGCAAUGACGCGCCGCAGUCUAGCACUUGACCUGGUCGGCGCUGCGACUUUCUCCCGCGCUGAGGCCUGGAAUCGAGUGCUGGUUCAGCACUUGCAACAGCCACCACCGCCCGGCUUUAAGUUCAUGGAUACCGCGCAGCUUCUCCGUGCCGACCGCGCGGGUUGGUUGCAUAUGGCCCAGGUCCUCACUACUCUGAGGCGCGGGAGUGAUGGCACAUUGCCGAUGGAUGCCGCUUUUGAUUCCUUGCCCACUGUGCCGGCCAUCAUGUUUCAUCUUGCUCCACAGCAAG
Molecule: messenger RNA, 1861 nt
Organism: Symbiodinium necroappetens
Lineage: Eukaryota; Dinophyceae; Suessiales; Symbiodiniaceae
Source: the annotation of a GenBank genome assembly